Messenger RNA from Entrophospora sp. SA101, 492 nucleotides. Lineage: Eukaryota; Fungi; Glomeromycota; Glomeromycetes; Entrophosporales; Entrophosporaceae. The record is from the annotation of a GenBank genome assembly.
AUGCUACAAUUGAGGGAUCCUUGUCUUGCUUUAAUCUCCUUGAAUCUAUUUUAUUGGUUAUCAUUGAGAUUUUGGUGCGACCUAAUCCAAGAUGACAUGGAUGCUAAUUAUAUUGAUUUACAGAAACAAGCACGAAAGCAUCUUUCUCCUCCAGCGACAUUACUUGUGACUCAAAUUCAAAUACUGCUUGUCGACAACCCAUGUGAAAAACAAAAAGAAUUACAUAGACGAUAUCAAACAAAGAGAAGAUACUCUGAAAAACACAAAAAAUUGCUAGAAUUAAAUGAGAUGAUGAGCUGCAGAAGAAUUGCGUCUUGGAAAAUUAUGGAUGGUGAUGAAAAAAUUGCAUGGUUGACAUUAUUGUGUCAAAGGAUGCUGGCACCAUUACAAAAUGUUUUCGCACUUACGGUUCUUAAAACUCAAGGAUUAACACUACCAAUAGUCUCUAUGCUUAAGCAGGCGUUUUAUGUGAAAAUUAAGAUUGUGUAUUAA